AUGAUUUUGUAUUCAAGAGUGGGCAUCUGCUCAUAUCUUCCAAAGGAGCAUUCUGUUGUAAAACCGAGGCACGUCGCUACUCAAUUACCUCUCUCCUCUCCCAGUAAAGUUCCUGUUGCCCUCCUUCCCUUCCUUGAUCUUAUGCCCUUGCUUCCCGCCUUCUCGUAUAUAAGGAUUCGGCCGGCUUCCUCAAGGUUAGGAUGGAAGUCGUGGAAGAAGCGAUGGUUCAUCCUUACACGCACCUCUUUGGUUUUCUUCAAGAGCGACCCUAGUGCACUUCCUCCGCGUGGUGGUGAAGUAAAUCUGACUUUGGGUGGAAUUGAUUUGAAUAAUUCAGGAAGUGUUGUAGUUAGAGAAGACAAGAAAUUGCUGACUGUUCUAUUUCCUGACGGUCGGGAUGGACGGGCAUUUACGCUUAAGGCAGAGACAAUGGAGGACCUGUAUGAGUGGAAGACGGCCCUUGAGCAUGCUCUUGCCCAAGCACCAAGUGCUGCUCUUGUGAUGGGACAUAAUGGGAUAUUCAGAACUGAUUGUAAUGAUACGAUAGAAGGAUCUUUGCAUCAAUGGAGGGACAAACGCCCAGUUAAAUCUUUGGUUAUUGGACGUCCAAUUUUGCUUGCUUUAGAAGAUAUUGACGGAGGACCCUCCUUCCUCGAAAAAGCACUUCGGUUUCUUGAGAAGCAUGGAGUUAAAGUGGAAGGAAUACUGAGGCAGUCCGCAGAUGUAGAAGAAGUGGAGAGAAGAGUUCAAGAAUAUGAAGGAGGCAAGACUGAGUUUAAUCCUGAUGAGGAUGCUCAUGUCGUUGGUGAUUGUGUUAAGCAUGUUCUUCGUGAGUUACCUUCAUCUCCUGUUCCUGCAUCCUGCUGUACUGCAUUGUUGGAAGCUUACAGAAUUGACCCAAAGGAAGCUCGGGUGAACGCGUUGCACUCUGCUAUACAAGAAACAUUCCCUGAACCAAAUAGACGGCUCUUACAGAGGUAAGAUGGUGCAACAUCAGCUUUUGUUUACUUGAUUUGUUUUCUGAUUAUUUCAUAGCUAAUUGCUUCU
Messenger RNA from Striga asiatica, 1047 nucleotides. The record is from the annotation of a GenBank genome assembly. Lineage: Eukaryota; Viridiplantae; Streptophyta; Magnoliopsida; Lamiales; Orobanchaceae.